Rhinichthys klamathensis goyatoka is the source of this 686-nucleotide messenger RNA. RefSeq names its product allograft inflammatory factor 1-like (gene aif1l). NCBI's taxonomy places the organism in Eukaryota, Metazoa, Chordata, Actinopteri, Cypriniformes, Leuciscidae. Bases 121 to 567 code for a protein of 148 amino acids. The record is from RefSeq and is a predicted model, not a curated record. Gene Ontology annotation, cellular component: ruffle membrane; actin filament. The transcript has 6 exons. Gene Ontology annotation, biological process: actin filament bundle assembly; ruffle assembly. Gene Ontology annotation, molecular function: calcium ion binding; actin filament binding.
GAGACCUGCGCGCCUGCGACUCUAACCAGCGUGAGAUUCCUCUCUCUCCUCAUAACCGACACGAGUGUUCAUCCAUCGCCGGUCUCUCCUCCUUCAUUACUUCCUCCCGACCGUACCAGCAUGCCUUCCAACCAGGAUUUACAAGGCGGGAAAACCUUCGGGUUGCUCAAAGCACAACAGAGGGAGAAGCUGGAAGAAAUCAAUAAGGAGUUUAUGGAAGAUCAGAAGUACCGGGAUGAGGAGGAUUUACCAGAGAAGUUGGAUUCUUUUAAAAAUAAAUAUGCAGAGUUUGACCUGAACGAUCAGGGGGAUAUCGACAUGAUGGGCAUGAAACGAAUGAUGGAGAAGUUGGGUGUGCCAAAGACUCACCUGGAGAUGAAGAAAAUGAUCUCGGAGGUGACAGGGGGCGUCAGCGACACCAUCAACUACAGGGACUUUGUGAAAAUGAUGCUUGGCAAGCGAUCAGCUGUUCUCAAACUGGUUAUGAUGUUUGAAGACAAAGCUAACGGAAGCAGCUGUAAACCCGAUGGACCCCCACCCAAACGUGACAUCACCAGCCUACCAUAGAGCAGUGAAGCUACAUUCGCAAAUCCCGCCCAUUUACCAUUAGGUGCUAGGUUUCUAUAGCCUUACCUAGAAUCUUUUUGCCAAGAUCCAGGGAAAUCUUAGUUCAUAGAUGGACAAAA